AUGCAACUUCCAUCCCUCUUCGCCAACACCCUCUCCCACCUAUCCCUUAUCUCCCAAACCCCCCUAACAUCCAACCCAAACCCCCUCUCCUCCUCAAGCUGCCCAAGCAACUCUCCAAUAUCGUGUCAAAACAGCACCGCAGCCCCCGAUUCAUGCUGCUUCAUCUACCCCGGCGGCCAGCUCCUACAAACCCAAUUCUGGGAUACAAGUCCAAGCAUAGGACCCGAUGAUUCUUGGACUCUACAUGGCCUAUGGCCCGACCUCUGCGACGGUUCCUACCCCACCUACUGCACAUCCGCCCCCCAAUACUACAACAUCACCACUCUAAUCUCAGCCCGCGCCCCCGCGCUCCUCACCACCAUGCAGUCCUACUGGCUCCCCAACGCCGGCACGCUCGAGCACUUCUGGGAGCACGAGUGGAACAAACACGGCACCUGCAUCAACACCCUCGCCCCCUCCUGCUACUCCUCCUCGUACGUGCCCGGCGACGAAGUCGUAGAUUUCUUCACGCGCACCGUCGCCCUGUUCCAGACCCUUGAUACCUACACGGCGCUCGCGGCUGCUGGCAUCACGCCUUCGAGCACCAAGACGUAUGCGCUGGCCGAUAUACAGACGGCGCUUAAUAACGUGACGGGGUUCGAGGCCGUGGUGGGCUGUAGUGGGAAUAUGCUGAAUCAGGCGUGGUAUAGCUUUAAUGUCAAGGGGAGCUUGCAGGGUGGGGAGUUUGUGCCUGUUGAUCCGGCUGGGAAGGGGUUGCGGUGUCCGUUGAGGGGGAUUAGGUAUUUACCUAAGUGA
This is a messenger RNA of Lachnellula hyalina, 795 nucleotides long. Its product is annotated as Ribonuclease Trv. Gene Ontology annotation, molecular function: ribonuclease T2 activity; RNA binding. Gene Ontology annotation, cellular component: extracellular region. The transcript is spliced from 2 exons. Bases 1 to 795 code for a protein of 264 amino acids. Gene Ontology annotation, biological process: RNA catabolic process. Lineage: Eukaryota; Fungi; Ascomycota; Leotiomycetes; Helotiales; Lachnaceae. The record is from RefSeq and is a predicted model, not a curated record.